CGCAGCGAGGAAGCGGCGGCGGCGGGGGAGGCGGAGGAGGUUCUCGGACCUGCGACUUCUGAGUGGCAUUGGAGAGAGGCGCGCUGUCGGGGUGGGGAGGGCCUGAGGGAACGCUACGGGGCCCCGCGGCCCUAUCAGUGCCCCCUGGCCGUCCCCGCCCCUCCCGCAAUCCACCCAGCGACCGCGUAGGAUGCAGUCAUCUGAGCGUGAGGGGUGUGGGCCCGAGGCCAGCCCCAGCGUGAUGCCUGAGGCUCCUCCGGAGUCUCCACCUGCCCCUGCCAAGUCCCCUGCCAAGUCCCCGACGUUUGAUCUUUUCAACUUGGUUCUGUCCUACAAGAGGCUGGAGAUCUACCUGGAACCCCUGAAGGACGCAGGUGAUGGUGUCCGGUACUUGCUCAGGUGGCAGACGCCUUUGUGUUCCUUGCUGACCUGCCUGGGCCUCAACGUCUUGUUCCUCACCUUGAAUGAGGGUGCGUGGUACUCAGUGGGUGCCUUGGUGAUUUCAGUGCCCGCCCUUCUGGGCUACCUGCAGGAGGUCUGCCGGGCACGGCUGCCGGAGUCUGAGCUCAUGCGGAGGAAGUAUCAUAGCGUGAGGCAGGAGGACCUGCAGAGAGUUCGCCUGUCUCGCCCCGAGGCUGUGGCCGAGGUGAAGUGCUUCUUGAUCCAGCUGGAGGCCUUCCUGCGCCGCCUGUGCUGCACCUGUGAAGCUGCCUACCGGGUGCUGCGCUGGGAGAACCCCACCGUGUCCUCACAGUUCUAUGGAGCUCUUCUGGCCACAGUCUGCAUGCUGUAUCUGCUGCCGCUGUGCUGGGUCCUUGCCCUUUUAAACAGCACACUCUUUCUAGGGAACGUGGAGUUCUUCCGAGUGGUGUCUGAGUACAGGGCAUGUCUGCAGCGGCGGAUGAAAUCCAGCCAGGAAGAGGGUACCUUCCAGAGCCCACCGUCCCCGGAUGCUGGAGGGAAGGGUGUUCUGCCAGACUGCACGCCUGCGCCCACACCCACAGAGGACCUCACGCCAGGCAGCGUGGAGGAGGCCGAGGAGGCUGAGCCUGAUGAGGAAUUUAAAGAUGCGAUUGAGGAGACCCACUUGGUGGUGCUGGAGGAGGAGGAGGGUGCCCCGUGCCCGGUAGAGGACGAGCUGGCCCUGCACGACAAUGGGUUCCUGAGCAAGAAUGAAGUGCUGCGCAGCAAGGUGUCGCGGCUCACAGAGCGGCUCCGCAAGCGGUACCCCACCAACAACUUCGGGAGCUGUACAGGCUGCUCGGCCACCUUCUCAGUACUGAAGAAGAGGCGGAGCUGCAGUAACUGUGGAAAUAGCUUCUGCUCCCGGUGCUGCUCCUUCAAGGUGCCCAAGUCUUCCAUGGGGGCCACAGCCCCCGAAGCCCAGAGAGAGACUGUGUUUGUGUGUGCCUCGUGUAACCAGACCUUGAACAAGUGAGAAGAGGGGACAGGAUCCGAGCAAGCGCCGGUCCCUGGGCCAGCAGUAGACCCCACUCUCCCUACCCCUAGCCCUGUGUGGCGUGUGCUGGGCAAAUGUGGCCCGAAUGCUAGGUAGGCUUCCCUUCUCUGCCCUUGCUGUGUCCAGCCGGGUUCUGGAGCUGUUCCCCACUCCUACAGAUGGUCAACAGAGGGGAGAGGAGCCCCUGGAGGGUCUGAUAUGUUUGCCUUGCUCUGUCCUGGGCUGUUAGUGGACUUUGGCCUGGGCAGGGAAUAUAAGCUAGAGGGCAGAAGAGAGCCACUCCUGGUCUCCAUUGGGGUCUCUGAGGAUCAGGGAGGCUCUCCAAAGCUGGGAAUACUCUGAGACCGGAGAUCAGAAACUGGGAAAGAGAUUCCUCCUCCCGUGGGUACUGGGCCAAGACGUUUGCCUCGAGAGUCUGCGCAGGCGAGGGAGUGCCAUGCCCCAGCUCUGCUGUGUGAAUGUCCCUCCAGGCACCAGGAUCUCAUUAUUUGCCCACCAACACUUUUAGGCUAACAAGACCAAAAGUGUUUCUAGAAACAGGGUUGAAGUUCCCAAGUUCCCCUAGAGGAGGCUGUGACUAGGAGGGCCUGGCAGAGUCCUUGUAUUAAUCAGAGCAAAAUGUAGGAGUCCCAGCAGCCCAAAGGACCUCAGCCCCACGUUGCAGAAAUCUUGACGUGCAGAAUCUCAGCUCACAGCUGCCCUCAGCCCUGAUGGGUAGAUGCCAGGCACUCCGGUCACUUCUGCUCCCACUGCUCAGAGCCUCGGGCACCCCUCCAUUGGCUCAGAGCUGCAUUUCCCCUCCCCAGCACCUCGUCCCAGGGUCCCAUGUAGUGUGAGACCGGAGCAGAGGUCCUGAGCCCUUGGCUCUUGGGGGCCUGGGAAGCAUGUGAUCUUGCCGAGCUGGGUCCUAGGUUCCAGGCUGUUCUCCAGCAAAACAGUCUUAGUUAUGGGACAAGGCCACUUAGGGUCCCCAUCCUCUCUCCAGCAGUUUCACAUGCAUUUAUGUGCUCUCUGGGCUUUGUGUCUCUCUAAGCCAUGAGCGGGCUCAGGCACCCCUUCCCUCCCCUGGAGCUGCCCUGCUUUUUUGAAGUAUUUAUUUAUUUAUUUCAUGGUUCCUGGGAACAUGGCACAGGCAAUGGGCCGAGGAUGGGGGCUUUGGCCCUAGGAUGCUUCCCUGGAGUCCUGGGACUCAGAGCCCAUAGGAGAUGGAGAUGUUCCUACACCCUAAGCAGGGACCCAGGAGGCAGGUUGGGGAGGCAAGGACCAUUCUAGACCAGCUUUCUCGCCAGGCCAACAGUCUAGCCUGGGCUGGGAAGACGGGCCUGCUCCAGGCCGGUGAGGGGCAAGUCCCUGGGGAACCAGGCAGGCCUUGGUGUCCCCCUUCCUCAGGCUCCUUUGUCCUGUUCAGAGAUGGGCGUUAAGUACCCUGUGCUUUAUUACACUGGAGAGGAACUAAAGGACUUCUGUGUAUAUGGAGAAUUAUCAAUAAAAAGGCCUCAAGCUUC
This is a messenger RNA of Myotis lucifugus (little brown bat), 2964 nucleotides long. RefSeq names its product zinc finger FYVE-type containing 27 (gene ZFYVE27). The record is from RefSeq and is a predicted model, not a curated record. Lineage: Eukaryota; Metazoa; Chordata; Mammalia; Chiroptera; Vespertilionidae. The transcript is spliced from 13 exons. Bases 191 to 1438 code for a protein of 415 amino acids. Gene Ontology annotation, cellular component: endoplasmic reticulum tubular network; growth cone membrane. Gene Ontology annotation, molecular function: metal ion binding. Gene Ontology annotation, biological process: neurotrophin TRK receptor signaling pathway; protein localization to plasma membrane; vesicle-mediated transport.